GGUUUGUUUAACCCUUUCCGGAAAUUUUGACGAAAGAUUGCUUGCCGGUGUGACUCUUUCUUCCUUCCAACCCUCAUCAUCCGACUGAGUGCCAAGGCUUUGGAAUUCAUCACCCAAAAUACAUAGCGCCCACAUUCGACUGAUUUCUUUCCACUCUUCUCAACAAUCCGACCAAGAAUCAGUCUCGACACAUCCAAAAUUUGACAAUAUGGGAAAAGUUCACGGCUCUCUCGCCCGUGCUGGCAAGGUCAAGUCUCAAACACCAAAGGUUGAGAAGCAAGAGAAGUCCAAGACCCCUAAGGGCCGGGCCAAGAAGAGACUCACAUACACCCGUCGUUUCGUCAACGUCACGCUUACCGGUGGCAAGCGAAAGAUGAACCCCAACCCUGGCACUUAAACGCAUUAAUUGCGCUCACCCGCUAAAGAGCAGCCAAUGCCAUACUCGGAGGAUUUGGAAGGCGAUGGAUGAGUAGGCAUCCACCCAUGCCUGGCUCUGAGCGUCCACCUCCGCAACGUAUGGCCGACAAGAAACAUCUACUCUAUUAUGAUCGGAAAUGAACAGGAGAUGGAACGGCAUGUAUAGAUGCCCAUGGGUUUGCAUCUACAUUUGGGAGUCAUACGGAAUUCAUCGUUCUGGCUUGGUAGUCACUCGCAAGCCUCUCGUCUGUACGUAAGCAGGUAUUGCUCGGAAGGCGAAAAUCAGAGGACAAUAAUAUUCUCUGUAUAUUGAUCUUGUUGAUGGUGACUGGCUUUUGGCAUUCCGGUGAUGUGACUUGCUCGUGUGUAUCUGGGUCCGUUUGCCAUCACAUCUGUAAUCUUUUGUCUAUGUAGAUGAGAGUUAAGUACUAGGUACCUAGGUAGGUAUCUGCUGGACAUGCUACGCUCAUCACACGUCUAAAGGGGCUAUAACCGCUAGGCUGAUAUCAGUGGACGAACAACUGUUUUUGUUAGUUGAGUUUCCCUGGUCUGGUUUUAUAGAUAUGCAUUCAAGGAACGCUACCUAUCAUAAGUUUAGUAAGGAACUUGGAAACCC
Molecule: messenger RNA, 1033 nt
Organism: Hypoxylon fragiforme
Lineage: Eukaryota; Fungi; Ascomycota; Sordariomycetes; Xylariales; Hypoxylaceae
Product: ribosomal protein S30
Exons: 4
Coding region: 209-397 (62 amino acids)
Biological process (GO): translation
Cellular component (GO): cytosolic small ribosomal subunit; ribosome
Molecular function (GO): structural constituent of ribosome
Source: RefSeq, a predicted model, not a curated record